AUGCAACAAACUAUAUCACAACUCAGCCAGACAAAUAAACAGCUCGAAGAAGAGAAAUCAAGUUUAGUAACAGCCAUUAAAAUAAUACAAAAUGACUUUAAUCAGCAGGCUAUCUCGAAAAAGAAAAGCGGCGAAGCAAGAGAAGAGACCGGUGGUGGCAUUGAUGAUAAUACGUGGAAAAAAUCUAAGUCAAAGCAUCAAAGCAAGAGGCCAACUUCAUUACUAUCGAACAGUGGUCAAAAUAGUAAGCGUAAAACCGGUGGCAUAAAACUAAAAAAUCAAUACGAAACCUUAACCGACAAAAAUCCUGAAUCUUCAAGUUCAUCAUCUAAUAUCGAAUCUGACGAGAAACCAAACGAUAAGUUAAAAAGUUCAACAAAAGGAACCCAUGUUCGAAGACAAAAAAGAAAUUGA
Messenger RNA from Paramuricea clavata, 414 nucleotides. Lineage: Eukaryota; Metazoa; Cnidaria; Anthozoa; Malacalcyonacea; Plexauridae. The record is from the annotation of a GenBank genome assembly.